UACGGGUUUCAGUCAACGAAUACUUAUAGCGAUCUGAUCAUUUGCCGGACUUAGACAUGAUUUCCGGUUCGGUUUCAUUGAUUCGCAAUGAGAACGAGAGAAGCUUAGUGCGGGCAACCACACUCUCUCAGUGUCCCAUUGUCGAAGAUCCCCAAAUCGUAUUGAUUUCCUAUGCGAAGCGCUAUAUGGAUAUUGCCCGUCUCAUACGAUUGAAGUUUAUAGCACAAGUAUGUCCCAAGCUGCGAGUGGAAGCCUUAGAGCUGGCCAUCAAUCACGUAAAGAAGACAUACAAUGUAAAGAUGUACGAGGAGCUGUACCGUACGCUGUGCACCGAGCGGGAGCGCACCAUGAACGUAGUCGAAGCGAAUGACGAGGCAGCGUCCAGUUCGGGUGCUGCCUCCGUUCAAACUAGAAAGGUCAGGAGAGAGAGCGUCGAGGCACAUCAAUACGAUGCCUACUGGGUGGAGGAUAAUACGAUGGAGUCAACGCUGCUGCUGCAGGAGCUCGAUGCUGAGCUCAACUUCAAGAAAUCGAAUUCGGGCAGCGCCUAUGUGCGUCGCAUACUUGAGGAGAUUGGCGACUACCACGUGAAGAGCGGGAAUCUGCAAUUGGCUGUGAAAUUCUAUGCGCGGGCCCGACCCUAUUGCACCAGCAGCGACAAUGUGAUCAAUAUGUUCCGUAACUUGAUACGAGUUUCCAUUUUUAUGUCCAACUGGUGGCAUGUGCUCAGCUACAUUGACGAGGCCAAGCAGUAUGCUCUGGGCUUUCCCAUUUUGGCGCGCGCUGUGCCCGCCCAGCUCAGCUGUGCCGCUGGCCUGGCCAACAUGGGCCUGAAAAUUUAUAAGACGGCAGCGCAUUGCUUCCUUCUGACGCCCUAUGAUCAAUACAAUUACGAUAAGAUUGUGGCGCCGCAGGAUGUGGCAUUCUAUGCGGGCUUGUGCGGUCUGGCCACCUUGGAGACAGACAUGCUGAAGCUGGGCUGCCUCAAUUCCGAAAAAUUCAAACCGUUCUUUAGUCUGUCGCCCAUCAUGUGGGAGAUAUUGACCAAGUUCUUUAAUAACGAAUUCGAUCUCUGUGAACGAAUGCUGCGUGAGCUAGAGAGCCGUGUGCGAUUGGAUAUAUACUUGGCACCGCAUGUGGAUGCUCUCUAUAACAAGAUCCAGAUACGAAUUCAGGAUAGAAGACAUGCAUGUGCUGCAUCCUCAUCUAAAAGCUCAACCACAACGUUGGUAGAAACGAGAGACACAACCAUCUACUUUAAAGACGACUUAUAACCAGCAGAAAAGCAAAU
This is a messenger RNA of Drosophila hydei, 1291 nucleotides long. It is a transcript of the gene CSN1a, whose product is annotated as COP9 signalosome complex subunit 1. The coding region runs from base 57 to 1274 and encodes 405 amino acids. The transcript is spliced from 2 exons. Gene Ontology annotation, cellular component: COP9 signalosome. The record is from RefSeq and is a predicted model, not a curated record. Lineage: Eukaryota; Metazoa; Arthropoda; Insecta; Diptera; Drosophilidae.